Molecule: messenger RNA, 1873 nt
Organism: Lolium rigidum
Lineage: Eukaryota; Viridiplantae; Streptophyta; Magnoliopsida; Poales; Poaceae
Exons: 2
Coding region: 1-1656 (551 amino acids)
Source: RefSeq, a predicted model, not a curated record
AUGCGAAGGAGCAACUCGUGCUUGGGUUGUGUGCCUAGGAGCACGUCGGCGCUGCCCGUGGAGAGGUCCUUUGCUCCUCCGUCUCCGAUGCAGUCGUGGCCGUCCUCAGAUGGAGGAUUUGCAAAGGGCAUCAUAGACCUCGGAGGCCUGGAGGCGCGCCAAGUCACCACGUUCGCCAAGGUCUGGUCCACUGCGCAGGGCGGCCAAGACGGCCUCGGCGCAACCUUCUUCCAGCCGUCGCCGGUACCGGCCGGAUUCCGCGCUCUCGGUCACUACGCGCAGCCCAACAACCGGCCACUCUCUGGCCACGUCCUCGUCGUCCGGGACGCGUCCGGCACCGGAGCACUCCUAGUCCCGCCGCUGGACUACACCCUUGUCUGGUCCAGCGGUCAGGAUGGUGGUGCUGGCUUCUUCUGGCUCCCCAUGGCCCCGGACGGCUACAGGGCGGUGGGCAUAGCGGUCACGACGACCAAGGAUAAGCCGCCGCUCGACGAGGUCGUGUGCGUCCGUGCCGACUUCACCGAGGCGUGCGAGGACGAGGAGUCUGUGUGGAGCAGCGACAAGGACGGGUUCACCGCAACUUCUCUGAGGCCGGCGGUACGUGGCAUCGAUGCCCGGGGCGUGCACGCCGGCACGUUCGGAGUCCACGUACAGAGCAGCACCGCGGCGACGACGACCUUGGCGUGUCUCAAGAACAACAGCGGGGCUUACACGUCAUGCAUGCCCGACCUGGCUCAGCUGCAUGCCCUUCUGGCGGCCUACUCGCCCCAGGUGUACCUGCACCCCAACGACCCGUACAUGCCUUCGUCGGUGCCGUGGUACUUCGAGAACGGCGCUCUGCUGUACCAGAACGGCAGCCAGACGUCACCGACGCCCGUGGUCGCCGACGGGUCGAACCUCCCGCAGGGCGGCGGCAACGACGGCGCGUACUGGCUCGACCUGCCGGUGGAUAAAGGCCAGAGGGAGAGGGUCAAGAAGGGCGACCUCGCCGGCGCGAAAGCCUACGUGCAGGCGAAGCCGAUGCUGGGAGGGACGGCUACGGACCUUGCCUUGUGGUUCUUCUACCCAUUUAAUGGGCCAGCUCGGGCCAAGGUUGGCCCCCUCACAAUCCCGCUCGGUAUGAUCGGCGAGCACGUCGGCGACUGGGAGCACGUGACGCUGCGCGUGAGCAACUUCUCCGGCGAACUGCUCCGGGUGUACUUAUCGCAGCACAGCACGGGCACCUGGAUGGAGGCAUCGCAGCUCGAGUACAUCGGCAGCAGACCGGUGGCGUACACGUCGCGGAGCGGGCACGCGUUCUACCCCAAGGAGGGGCUGGUGCUGCAGGGCGACUCGAAGCUGGGGAUCGGGAUACGGAACGACUGCGCCAAGGGGAGCAUGAUGGACACUGGCGGUGGGCGGUGCGAGGUGGUCUCCGCGGAGUACCUCGGCGCCGGGAAGGUGGCCGAACCGGCGUGGCUUGGGUUCGAGAGGGGGUGGGGCCCGAAGGAGGAGUACGACAUCGGGCGCGAGAUCAACCGCGCGGCGAGGAUCCUGCCGCGCAAGAUGAGGGAGCGGCUAGGCCAGCUGGUGAAGGAGCUGCUCGUCGGAGAAGGGCCCACGGGGCCAAAGAUGAAGGGAAGCUGGAGAAAUGACGAAAGGGAUCCCAAAACCUGAUCGAUGAUGCACGCCGUGUCAGUUCUCCAUGCGAACCUCCAUUCGCUCACCGUUUGAUCGAUGCAUGUGAUGUCAUCUGAUCGGACUGUUACGACAGUUCCGUAUGGGUUCAUCCGUUCAUGCGAUAUGUUUAUGUGUGUGAUCUAAAUUACAUAUCACGGGUUCACUGAACGUAGACAGAUUUAGGCAAUUUUUUGCUUAAAUCUGAGAUAAUCUA